GGAAGCAUCCGCGAUCCGCACCGCGACGCGACCGCACCAAUACCAAACCAAUAUGGAUGGAGUCUUUCACUCGUCCGGUUGUAAGUUUUGUUAUAUUGUACAGUAAGUCUAAAUAUAUCAACAGUUUUGCUACCAGACUACCGUUGAGAUGUUUAAAUACCUGAGAAAGUUUUAAAAUAAGUUAUUUAUUUAGCAGUUAUUUGUUGUGAUCUGUACCCAGUGGCAACAAAAAGUACCUACCAUAGAAGAUGGCGGAACAUGCUACUCCACGCGACAUUCACAUAACUUAUGUGGAUACAGAUGGUCCUCUUAUUAAAAUAUUUGCUCAAAUUGAUAAAGGUAAUCCAGAAUACAUUGAAAGGCUACUUUACCAAUUAAAGGAUGUCUUGGAAUCAACUGACCUUAAACCUCGUACUUUGAACGAUAUCAAGGAAGGACUCAUAUGCUGUGCCAAGUUCACGGAUGGUGCUUAUUAUCGCGCUAGGAUUGAACACAUAGACACCCAAAGUUUAAGUCUUUUAGUAUUUUUUAUUGACCAUGGGAAUGUUGCUCAAGUUGAUGUGGCAGAUGUCAGACUUCUUGAAAAAUUACAAUCUGUGUUGGGACAGGACAAAAUAGUCCAAUUCUUGAAGGGAGUAGUAGGUCUGGCUGAAGAGUUUUAUCUUGCAGGAGUGGCUCCUAAACGGAACCACCAGUGGGAUGAAAGUACCAUAGAAUCUCUACGAAAAGAGCUUUGCAAUUCAGAUCUUAAAGGCGUAAUUCAUGAAGUAGGAGAGAAAAAAAUUGUUAAUUUUGGUCUUGGCCUAUCUGUAAGAGAUCCGGCUAAAAUGAUUAUUGAGUCGGGUAAAGGAGUUCCACUUCCCUUGCACCACCUGGUUGAAUAUGUAAAGCUUAAGAAAUGUCCAACUGCAAACAAUCCCAAGGUUCAAGCACCAUUGCCACAACAUAUCAAUACAUCACUUCCACCUCCGAAACUGCCACCAGCUGUAGGCCUACAACAUGUUCCACAAGCAAGACUACCAAAUCUAUCGCAUCCUCCACCAGCUAGAUUACCCAAUGACUUAAACCCCAGAAAUGCCGUUAUUCGGCCAAGUGGUGUUCAUGUUAGACCUGGAGUACCUGGAAUGCAACUAAGACGACCAGAGGCUUCUAUUUCAAUACCAGCGGCUAAUCUUCAAUUUUCAACUGAAAUGUUGAAUCCAGGAGUCACACAUCGAGUUUAUGUGAGUCAUGUUGAAGAUGGCCCUCACAGUUUUGCAGUUCAACUUCAGAACGUUGUUGACGAAGUUUUGACUCGAAUGAUGUUGGACCUGAACAAUAUAGAACCACAACCAAUCACUACUCCUCUGAAUCCUGGGUCUAUCUGUGUUGGCCGCUAUGCCGAAGACAAGACUCUUUGCCGUGCGAUCGUCAUGAACGUCAUGGAUGACAAAUUGAAAUUGUAUUUUGCGGAUUUUGGAACGUCGGAGAUUGUGUCCUUCUCUGAGGUGUAUCAGAUCCCUCAACAAUUCGUAGCACCCAAAGUGAUGAGCCACCGAUUUACACUGGCCAAUAUCAAGGACAUUACCUACACAGAAGAAGAGAAAAUGAUGUUCAAGAAUCUGGUUGCCAAUGCUCGAGACCUGACGAUGACGGUUACUCCUCCGGAGGCUAACCCACUCAAGCAAUACUGUGAACUAUUCCUCCAUUGUAAGAACAUUAAGACCAUAAUGGCAGAACUAUCUCAGUCUCAACAUUUCUACCUCAGAUACUCUCCGGUCUCUUCUCCUCUCAAAGGGUCUCAAGAAAAAGUAUUUGUGUCCUACGUUGUGAAUCCUGGCAGAUUUUAUGUGCAGCUAGAUAAAAAUGAUUACUCUUUGAAUCAGGUGAUGAAAUAUGUAGCAGAUCACUGCUCCAGAGCUCCACACGUACCGUUGUCCAAUCAGAGGCCUGGAGAGCCUUGCUGUGCGUUGUUCAGUGAUGGAAUCUGGUACCGUGCUGAAAUAAUCCGACUCACCACUGACAACAAGGCUUUCAUCAACUUUGUAGAUUUUGGAAACGAGGAAGAGAUUGAAAUAACAAACCUGAGACAGAUUAGUCCAGAAUUAGUGAAGUCUUUGAAGGCACAAGCGAUUUUAUGUUCCCUAAUUGGAUAUGAGAACAGAUACAACGUAGCUGAAGAGAUAUCAAACCGAUUGGAGGAGCUGAUUCUUGAACAGCAGGUGAUGAUGCACGUGCAGGAUACUGUAGAAAUGCCAGGACAACUGAGCAAGCUGAUUGUGAGGCUGAUAAAUACAGAGGGAACGGACAUAAAUAAUGAGUUGGAAAUGAACCAAGCCCCGGCCCCCGUCCAAAACAGCUACCAGGCUCCAGCGCCAGCCAAGCCUACGCAUACAGCACAAAACAAUCAUGCUGACGGCGGCUGGGAAGAUACGUCAGCUGCUACUACACAGAAUAACAGCUGGGGACAGUCAGAAUCACACGGACAAAGGUACAAUAAAAGUUGGAAAGGACAAACACAUGAAUGGAGGGAUUGGCAUCAAGCACCAAACAAACAACCCCGUGAAGAAAAGAAGCAGUGGAGAUCGAGGGAAGGUGGUGAAGCCGAAUCAAGAUUUAAUAAAGAUAACGGAAGGCGAUUUAACAGAGAUGAUGAAAGCAAGCCUUUCAACAGAGAUGACAAUCGGAGUGGGAGAUUUAGUCGAGAUUCAGACUCUAAAGGUGAUGCAAGGUUCAACCGAGAUUCAGAUUCACGCGGAGGAAAGUUCAAUGAAGAGAGAGGAAAUAAGUACAACAAGAGUGACGAUGAAAAAUCAACAUGGAGGAAAAAAGAUGAUGACUCUGGUGGGUGGAAACCUCGAGGUGACCGAGAAAGUGGCGGUGGUUGGAAACCAAGAGAAGAAGGCAGUGGUGGGGGAUGGAAAUCCAGAGAAGAAGGCGGUGGUGGGGGAUGGAAACCUAAAGAAGGCGGCGGUGGUGGAUGGAAAUCCAGAGAAGAAGGCGGCGGUGGUGGAUGGAAAUCCAGAGAAGAAGGCGGUGGUGGUGGAUGGAAAUCAAAAGAAGAAGGCAGUGGUGGUGGUGGAUGGAAACCAAGAGAAGAAGGAGGUGGUGGUGGAUGGAAAUCCAGAGAAGGUGGUGGCGGUGGAUGGAAACCCAGAGAAGAAGGCGGUGGUGGUGGAUGGAAAUCGCGUGAAGACGGUGGAGGAGACAGAAGAAACAGAUUUGAUGGUGAAAGAAGAGGAGGUUUCAAUAAAGACUCAGGCGAUCGAAGCAGUUUCCGGAAACCAUGGGAUAAAGCUGGAGGUGAUAGAUCAGGUGGAACAAAGUCACCUAAGCCCGACACAGUUGGAGGGAUGCCUCAUUCCACUGUCAAAGUUGGGCAGACGGAUAAAGUGGAAGUUUGCUUCACAACCUCGCCUCUUGACUUUUACGUUCAGCUGAGCAACACGUUCGAGGAACUAACCCAACUGAUGGACAAGAUUGCUACCGGUUGUGACUCUGGUGAUAUAUCAGACACGACGGAUGUCCAAGAGAAGUCAGGAUGUCUAGCAAAAUACUCAGAAGAUGACUCUUGGUACCGAGCGGUUGUCUUAGAAAAGAGCUUUGACUCAGUCAAAGUACUCUUUGUUGACUAUGGCAACGAGGAAAAUGUAUCAACGGACAAAAUUAAGACUCUACCAGAAGAUAUGAUAACAUUGCCAGUACAAGCCAUCAAAUGCAGACUGCUGGGUGUGCCAGAAACUGCUGAAACCGAACCUUUCAAAGCCUUGGCAGAAGGCAAGCCUCUCAAAACACAGUUUGUGUCAAGAAAUUUCAUCACCAAAAGUUUUGAGGUUGUGCUGGUAGAUGAGGAAACCAAUACAAACAUCAAUGUAGCGAUGGGUGCAUCAGAAGACUCCGUCCAGUCAAGCCUUUCCAAAAUGGGCUCCUUGACACAGACAACUCUGAAUUACCCAGCUGGCUCAGUCAUCACCUCACAGCUGACCUGGUACCUGAGCCCCUCACAGUUGUAUCUGCAGCCAAUGGACUCCAACCCAGAGUUCCGAGCCAUGAUGCAGGCCAUGCAAGCCAUAGUUCGCACCGGAACUGUCAAACAGAACACGGAUCUAAAUGUCGGCGACUUUGUCAUAGCCCGCUUCAAGGCAGACAAAGUACUCUACCGAGCUCUCGUGCAGGAAUCUGGAUUCGUCCCCAAAGUACAGUACGUGGAUUAUGGCAAUGUAGAAGUGGUGGACAGUGGUAGUGUAUGGGCGAUGGAGACAGAGUUUGCGUAUCUGCCAAUACAAGCUGUCAGCUGCUGUCUAGCUGGCGUACAGCCUACGGGAGAGGCUUGGCCUGCACCCAAUUCAACCGCAUUGGACUCGUAUUUCGAAGCAGAUACUUUUGAUUGCACAGUGGUCAAAGAAUUGGAGGGAGAGAACAACAUUCAAUACCUCGUCAAACUAGUAAAGCAAGGUGAAGAUGUUGCCCAGAAGAUCAUAGAAGCCGGUUUAGCGGUUGGUGGAUCAAAUGCUGUGGGAGUGGCCAGUGAAUUGGACACCAACCUGAUUGUAGGCCAGGCAUUGCCUGUCACUUUGCUGAAGGUACAGGAGGAUUACACUGUCUACGUCCAACCAGCCUCUGAGGAUGGAGAGUUGCAGAGCCUAGAGUUCCAGCCAGGUCAAGGUGUCAAGUGUGUAUUGAGCAAUGUCAAAGAAACAGCAACUGACGAACAACGGCAAGCCUUCACUCAGCUACCUGCUGACACAUACGUCAUCAUGCUGGUCGACGCAGUACAGAGUGAAGGAUUGCAAGUGACACUGUUUGACGGCGAAGGGCAGCUACUUGACCUUCAAGAGAAUGAGGUGCAGUCAGUAGAGAAGGUCUGUCCCAUGCCCAUCCUCAACAUGCAUCAGAAGGUCUGGAUCGCACACGCCAGUGAAGACGGCAUCUUUUUGCACAAAAUCGCAUAUGCUGAUCUUCUAGCAGAUUUACUCCAGAAGCUUUAUGAAUUUUACAAUGACUCUGAACCUGUCGAACAAGAAUGGAAUAAUGGUAACCUCUGCUGUGCUAAAUCAGUUGCCGAUGAACAAUGGUACAGAGCUAAAAUAUUGGAAACUGGAGAAGAAACUAAAGUUCAAUAUGUUGACUAUGGAAACACUGAAGUUAUUCCUUCCUCCCAUCUGCGACAGCUCGACGCAUCUUUCUACACACCACAUGCUCUCGCUUUGCCCGUGUCUCUUCAUGUGACUUGGUCCGUCCCAGUGGAAACCCUGAUGGAACUAGCAGGAGAAACUGAGUACAACGCUGUCAUUCUGAGGAACAAAACCGGAUGGAUUGUUGAGUUGGUGGACAGUUCAGGACAGAGUUUGACUGAAAAGUUAGUAGAGUUGGGAUUUGUUGUGGCUCUAGAUAACUCACCAUUCAAAAGGGUCGUAGAAGGAGGCAGAUUCGCUGAGGGCUCUGAUAUUCCAAUAUCAGUCUCUUUUAUUGACUCCCCUUUGCAGCUAUGGAUUCAUGUCGGUGAUGAUAUUGAGCUCAUCGAAGCUCUACAAGACAGAUUGCAGGAUGCCGCUCCAAAACUUCUCCCUCUCAGAGAAGCCACUGGAAUGUUUGCUGCCAAAUUUUCAGAUGGACAAUGGUAUAGAGCUCUCAAGUUAGAUGAUACGUCAGCCAGAUUUGUUGAUUAUGGAAACUCUGAUGUAGUUGACAUGUCAGAUAUUAAAGCCCUAUCUCCAGACUUUUUAGAACCUGCCGAGGGUUAUGCUGUCAAAUUGGAACUGCCUAUUGAAGAGUUCAAGGAAGGUGCCAAUGAGAAACUUGAAGAAUUGCUGAUAUCGUCAGAAAUCAGUAGCGAAGAAGAAGUAAUUGCUCACAUUCUAUCGGUGAAAGAAAAUUCAAUUGUCGCAGACAUCAAAAAAGGUGGCAAAAGUAUUGUAGACAUCCUGGUCGAAGAGAAGCUUGCUACUAAAAAGGCAAAGGUUUUCUCAGGAUUUGUGAGUAAUAUCAACAGUUUAAAUGAUUUCUUUGUUCAAGAAGUUGGCUGUGAAGAAAGCCUGGAGAUGAUUGUUAAUGCUUUGACGGCAGCAGAAACUUUUGAGACAGUGUCAGAAGUGAAUGAAAAUGAUUUAGUAGCAGCUCUUUUUACUGAUGAUGGUUCGUGGUAUCGAGCAAAGGUGACUAAAAAGUCUGAAAAUGGAAUUGAAGUACUUUUUAUAGAUUACGGAAACUCUUCUAUUUCAACUGAAUUCCGAACCCUACCUCCUGAACUAGCGGAGAAAACAGCUUUAGCUAAACAUUGUGCCUUGCAACUGCCUGAAGGUGUAGAAGAGUGGACAGAAUCGGCACUUGAAAAAUUUAUGGAAAUAUCUGCAGAAGGCUGUACUCAGUUUGAUUUAAAACUAAUAACUGAAGGGGAUCCAGCAAUUGUUGUCUUACACAGCAAUGACAAAUGUGUAAAUGAAGAGUUAAAACCUUUCUGUGAUUCAAAUGCUCCCGUGACCGCUAAGACUGAAAGUGCCUCUCCAGACCUGACUGGGUAUGACAAAGUUGUGUAUAUUAGUCAUAUUAAUGGUCCUAAUGAUUUCUACAUUCAAGUAGACGGUGCCGAAACUGAACUGGAUACUCUCAGAGAUGAACUCACUGAUGUGAGCUCAUUUGAGACCUUAGAGAACAUCACAGAUGAUAUGAAAAACCAGAUUUUUGGAGCUUUGUUUGUAGAUGAUGAGUCGUGGUAUAGAGCCAAACUAUUGAACAUAAGCGAAGAAGGAACCAAAGUGUUGUUUGUGGAUUAUGGUAACUCUGCAAUUACUAGUCAAUUUGUGAAGCUCCCAGAAAAAUUUUUAGAAAAAGAACCAGUAGCUCUUCAUUGUACCUUUGGGGGAAAACAUUGGUCUGAAGAAGCCAACAACUGCUUUGUUGAACUUGGUGGAGAAGGUACAGUUCCCUUCUCUAUGAAAGUUUUAAAAGAUUCAGACCCAAUGUUAGUUAGUCUGGCUAGUGAGAACAUGAUUGUUGAACAAAAACUAUCAACCUUUAUCAAUGAUACGCUGCUAAACUCAGAAGAGACAUCUGAAGAGCCUACUUCCAAGCUUUCAUCAUCAGAACCAGCAGAAACUAUUGCAGAUGAAAGCAUAAUAAAGACUGUAUUCUUGAUACAUGUGAAUUCGCCUAAUGAUUUUUUCCUCCACACAGCAGAAGCUACUCAACUUUUGACAGUUAUAGAUGAACGACUUGUUGCUGCUGAAGAGUUUCCACUCCUCGGAAAUGACUCCAUUUCUAAGGGUAAAAUUGUAGCCGCUCAAUUUGAUGAAGACGACUUGUGGUAUCGAGCAAAAAUAAUUGAUCAUUCAGAAAAUGAAAUAAAAGUCACUUUUAUUGACUACGGUAACAGUGUAAAAGUAGCUAAAUUAAAAGAGCUUCCUGAUGAUCUAUUGAAGAUACCUGCUCUAGCAAUGAACUGCGCUUUAGUCAAACCGGGAGAUGGUGAAUGGGACGUAGUAACAAGUGACAUGUUCAACAAACUUGCAAAUGAAGACGGAGUCUCAUUUGAAUUAAAAAUAAUCUCUGAUGGUGAACCCAAUUUAGUAUCUCUGUAUACAAAUGGCGAGUCGGUUGCUGAACAGUUGAUCGUUGCUAGUAGUAUGUCGCAAGUGGAUGACUCAAACGUAACUGGAAGAAAUGCAGAAGAAAACAACCAGGAUCUACAAAAAGAAGCCAAAAUGCAAGACAUGAUUAUGGAAAGUGUUGAUAAUAAAAUAGAAAACAUCAAACUGGAAGAAGACAUGAAGCAGAUUGUGGAGGAUUCACUUGCAAAUGCACUCAGUUCAAAUUUGGGUGAAUCCUCUAUAGAAACAGAACAAGAAGUAGACAGUGCUGAAAGUAGUCCGGUCAAAAAUGAUGAAAACAACAAAAUCCUGGAAGAUCAGUUUGUUAGUGAGGUAGUAGAAGGAAGCAAACAUGAAGCUGAAAUUCAAGACAUGAUCAUGGAAAGUGUUGAUGCGAAAAUAGAAAACAUGCAACUACAAGAAGACAUGCAGCAGAUUGUGGAGGAUUCGCUUAAAAAUGCACUCAGUUCAAAUCUGGAUGAAUCCUCUGUAGUAACAGAACAAGAAGUAGACAGUGCUGAAAGUAGUCCGGUCAAAAAUGAUGAAAACAAAAUCCUGGAAGACCAUUCUGUUAGUGAGGUAGUUGAAGAAAGCAAACAUGCAGCUGAAAUGCAAGAUAUGAUUAUGGAAAGUGUCGAUGCGAAAAUAGAAAACAUGAAACUACAAGAAGACAUGCAGCAUGUAGAUAAUUUUGAAACAGAGAAAGAAGUAGCCAGUGCUGAAAGUCUAAUAAAAAAUAUUGACAACAACAACAUCCAAGGAGUAGACCAGUUUGUAAGUGAGGUGAUUAAAGAAAGCAAGCAUGUAACAUUAGAUACGAGUUCUUCAAAUGGUGUUAGUAACGUCCAAGAAGAUGAGGACAAAUCGAUGAAGAAUCCCGAAACUUCUGAUUCCGUGAAUGAGGCUGAAUCAAAAAGUAAACAUGACAGUGCCAAGACUGAUACUUCCGGGUCUCCAACGACUCCACGGCGUUACAAUGUUGAUGAUCAUAUUGUACCUGGAUGUAUUUCCAGUGCCAUACCUGAAGGCUCAUCUGAUAAGUAGUUUGUUGUAAAAGUGAUGAGAUUGAGACACCAUGAAUUCAGUCAGUUUAUAUUUUAUAAUUACCUCAUCUGGUGUCCAAAUUGUGAUACUGUUUCAAGAACUAUUUUUAUAUCUAAAUUUUUAGUCUUUGUUUCUGUUAAAAAUAUUACCAUGGUAAUUAACUUAGUUGUAAGAUUUGAUAUGGUAAAUUAAAAGAAUCCAACCGGUGCUGUUUGACAAGAUGUAAAAUUCAGAUUACCGCUGGAUUUCCCUAAUAUCCAGACUACCAAUUUCCAUUGAAAUGGGAGAUUAAAUUAUCCCAAUUUUCAUAACAUCUUGUAUUAUAAAUCUGUAAAUAUGUUAAAGUUAUUUGUUUUUUAUUACAUGUUUAAUUUUUUAUGUUAAUACAAAGUCUUAGAAUUAAUCUAGCAAUACAUUUUUGUUCACUUUUAGAUAUCCUUAAGUAAUAGAUGAUGGUAUUGUACUUUUAGUUGCAGUUUUUUGUUAGAAUCAAAUUUUGUUGAGAACAUUAUGUUUGAACUUUUUCACAACCCUGUGAUAAAUAUAUUUGAAAGUUCCUGUAAUUUUUUCCAGACAUUAAUAUACUCUUUACCACAUAGUUAUUAACACAGGAUGUUUUCAUCAUGCUGCUACUUCUAAGUUAAUUCAUCCAAAAUGUUUUCUUACUUGUAUUUUGCUGCAAAGUUCCAUAAUAAACACAUGUUUAUAAA
Molecule: messenger RNA, 9319 nt
Organism: Macrosteles quadrilineatus (aster leafhopper)
Lineage: Eukaryota; Metazoa; Arthropoda; Insecta; Hemiptera; Cicadellidae
Product: maternal protein tudor-like
Exons: 22
Coding region: 249-8609 (2786 amino acids)
Source: RefSeq, a predicted model, not a curated record